This is a messenger RNA of Condylostylus longicornis, 758 nucleotides long. RefSeq lists its product as uncharacterized. NCBI's taxonomy places the organism in Eukaryota, Metazoa, Arthropoda, Insecta, Diptera, Dolichopodidae. Gene Ontology annotation, biological process: regulation of synaptic transmission, cholinergic; sleep; positive regulation of voltage-gated potassium channel activity. Bases 160 to 618 code for a protein of 152 amino acids. The transcript is spliced from 3 exons. The record is from RefSeq and is a predicted model, not a curated record.
UAAACAUUGUCAAACAAUAAACUAGAAAUAAGUGACUUCUUGGCUCUUAACGUCAAUUAAAUUCAUUAUUCGGAAAACAAGAUUGUUUACAUUUUACUUUUUAAGAUACAUAUACUAAUGUGUUAACUUCACAUAUUUUUUAUUAUUGAAGAUUUAAAAAUGAAAACAUACAAAUUGAUUACAGUUGCAGCCAUAACAUUACUGGCAGUUAUAGAACAGGUUUGCUCAGUAAGAUGCUAUCAGUGCUCAUCGGCAACAGACCAAAAAGGAGUAGACAGUUGUGGUGCUUACAAAAAAUUUAAUAGGUCGGAACACAUUGCUAUUGAAUGUAACAGUGAUGAAUCACAUAUGCCCGGAUCAUUUUGCAUGAAAGUUGUUCAGCAGAGUCCCAAAGGAUUUAUUUGGGAUGGCCGAUGGCGUCAAGUAAUUAGAAGAUGCGCUUCAGUCGCAGAAACUGGUGUUACAGGAGUUUGUAACUGGGGUGUAUAUGAGAAUGGUGUAUUUUGGGAAGAAUGUUAUUGUGCUGAAGACAGCUGUAAUAAUUCAAAUAAAAUAAGAGCAACUUUCGUAUUAAUAUUGACCAUGAUAACUGGGAAAAUAUUUCUUCAUGCUUCUUAAAAACGCUGCUGUAAAAGCACAAAUUUUUAUAAAUGAUAUUAGAUAUUUUUAUAAAAUCAUCCGUCCAAUUAAAAAAAUUAUGUAUAUUAAAACAUGAAUUAAAUGUGUUUAGAAUAAAAAUCGUAACAUUUUUAGAAAAA